AUGUCUACCUUGAUAAACGUCGUACGCAACAUUCUAUAUGGAAGCGGACAAACAAGCAAGAACGCAACUCGUACCGAUGGCACCACCGCUGUGUAUCUUAGCCAAUGUACAUCCAUAACGCUUACAACUAACAAUAAUUUCACACCUAAUCAGCCGUCGUGUGGUGCCAUUAGCCAAGUCACCUUACUCGCUGCACACAUCAGGGGGGGCAGCGAAAACAAGCUACUGCUGACACCUCUCUUCUUCCCCUUUCAUACAUUUUUUCCUCCCCUACCCCAUUACCAACCCUCUCCUUGUAGGCCUAGCACUUUGGACUGA
Opisthorchis viverrini is the source of this 318-nucleotide messenger RNA. RefSeq lists its product as hypothetical. Bases 1 to 318 code for a protein of 105 amino acids. The transcript is spliced from 2 exons. The record is from RefSeq and is a predicted model, not a curated record. NCBI's taxonomy places the organism in Eukaryota, Metazoa, Platyhelminthes, Trematoda, Opisthorchiida, Opisthorchiidae.